GGAGGCCGGGAGGGAGGAGGAAGAGGAGGCCAACUCAUCUGACACAGGCAGAGGACCACAAGAAGGCAGAAGACGAGCAGUGCUGGGGGAAAAAAGACAGACGAGGAUUUAAAAGAAGACAAAAGUCGCAUGGAACGUCUUUAAGGUGUUAAAGAAGAAGAAAGUUUGAAAGUUCUUCUCGUAGACGACAAAAUGUCCACGCCGCCGCCAGCAGACAACAACCGCGAAGACGCCAACAAUCGCAGCUUCUGGAUGCCCGGCAACUACCAGCGCACGGUGAAGCGCACCGAGGACGCCUUCCAAGCGUGCAACGAAAUCGUGACGUGCUUCCAGGAGAGGGCGCGUGUGGAGCGUCAGUACGCGCAGCAGCUCAGCGAGUGGAGCGCCAAGUGGACGCCCGUGGUGGAAUCCACGCCUCUGUACGGAUCCCUGCUGAAGGCCUGGCAGUCUUUCCUGUCCUCCGCCGACCGCCUGGCCUCGCUGCACGCCUCCAUCUGCCGCUCGCUGGUGGUGGAGGACGGCGAGCGGGUCCGAACCUGGCAGAAGGACGCCUUCCACAAGAAGCUGUUCGGAGGCUUCAAGGAGGCCCAGGACGCCGAGGCGGGCUUUGCUCGGGCUCAGAAACCGUGGGCCAAACGACUAAAGAAGCUGGACAAGGCCAGGCGGGCGUACCACAAGGCCAGUCGCAAAGAGCACGCUGCUAGGGAGCGCGAGACCAACGUUUUGGGAAACUCGGACGUGGCCGCCGACAAGCAGAAGAAGAUCCGGGAGGACAGAGAGGUGGUCCAACAGGAGGCUGAGAAAGUCAGAGCCCGCUACGAGAAGGUUCUGGAGGAGGCCAACCGCUACGCUCCUCGCUACAUGGAAGAGAUGGAGGCCAUCUUUGACCAGUCGCAGGAUGAAGAGCGCAAGAGAAUCGUCUUCCUCAAACAAGCCUUCCUCUCCUUUGACAAGCAUCUUGAUGUCACCACUAAUGAGAGCGUGAGAGAAGUGUACAGCGAGCUGCACAACACGGUGACUGCCAUCGACGAGCAGGAGGACCUACGAUGGUGGAAAAACACCCAUGGACCUGGCAUGCCCACCGACUGGCCACACUUCCAGGAAUGGAAGCCCGAGAAGAAAAGCAAAAAAGGUAAGAUGGAAGUCGAGCAGAAAGGAACGUUAGAGAAGAGCGAGGUGAUGAAGCCCGGCGGCGUGAGGGUGAGGGCGCUGUACGACUACGUGGGCCAGGAGACGGACGAGCUGUCCUUCGAAGCAGGCGAAGAGUUUGUGAAGACGGAGGAAGAGGACGACCAGGGCUGGUGUCGGGGGGUGAAGGACAGCGGCUGCGAGGGGCUUUACCCCGCUAAUUACGUAGAGCUGGUUUAGGAACAUCUGAUUCCGUCCCUGUGGAAGUCUGCUCAAAAACAUGCUGUAAAAAAUGUAGCUGUUAGCCAAAGAUCUGUGAAGGUUUUUAACGUGCGGAGAUUUGAAUGAAGACGUUUAUUUUCACGAAAAGUCCGACCGCCAGUGUGCUAACUUCAAGAUGUUUGUCGUUACAUUCCUCGUCUAACGCAACCUGUUUAAAGAGUCGCUUUUCUGUUUUGUAAUCUCACUAAGAAAACGCAUCCCUGUGUACAUUUAUGUUGUAUUUAGUUAUAUUUCUCUAUUUUUGCAAGCACAUUUAGCAAUGUUUUGAUGUGACGCUAAUCAAACACACGCUGGUUCGUUUUUUUGAGACAAAUUAAGAUAUAUAAUAUCGGUGCUAUUUUAAAAGUCUUAUGUUAUUAUUAAUGUGCUUUGAUAAGAAUAUAACAGGCUAACGCAGGGGUGUCCUAACUUUUUCCACUGAGGACCACACACUGAAAAAUUAAAACAUGCGGAGAACA
Messenger RNA from Nerophis ophidion (straightnose pipefish), 1868 nucleotides. RefSeq names its product protein kinase C and casein kinase substrate in neurons protein 3. The transcript is spliced from 10 exons. Gene Ontology annotation, biological process: plasma membrane tubulation; regulation of endocytosis; cytoskeleton organization. Gene Ontology annotation, molecular function: protein binding; phospholipid binding. The record is from RefSeq and is a predicted model, not a curated record. Lineage: Eukaryota; Metazoa; Chordata; Actinopteri; Syngnathiformes; Syngnathidae. Bases 193 to 1368 code for a protein of 391 amino acids. Gene Ontology annotation, cellular component: endosome; plasma membrane; cytoplasm.